AUGGAGCCUGAACUAGGCGGCAGAAGUGCUGCGGGUUCAUUACUGGGAGGAAUUGGAAGAUGGCGGGGGCUACUAGGGCUAUUUGAUAGGAAGACAUCUUUUUUCCCAAUUCAUCCUUCUCCUUCUGUUACUACCUUCUCAGAAGGCAUUUCUCCAUUCAGACCCCAGCCAAUUGAGAGCACUAGGUCUAGUGCUUAUAUCUCUGAUGAUUCGACCCUGCUGCAGAAAACCAAGACGCGAGUGCUGCUUCUCUUUGAGGAACUCCCAGAGUGGGCAAGGGAUAAUGAGUAUAUUCUCACCACUACCAAUUCUGACGAUGCCAUUGCUUUUUGUCUUUGCUUUCCAGGCAGGACGGUCUGUUACAUUCUUUCAACAGUUUACCAUCUAUUUUUAAACCAUUCGCAUGCAACUUGUCUCCUUUGCUCGAAGCUCGACUUCCUCGGAAUCCUUGAUGUCAUUGCAGGAAGUUUUACACCAGGACUCUGGUACACUUUUCCACGCGCUUCAUGCCAAUUGAAUGUUACAUGGAUUGCGGUAAGUAUCACUUCCAUAAUCACGUUUUGCUCUUCUAUCUAA
Messenger RNA from Botrytis byssoidea, 576 nucleotides. RefSeq lists its product as uncharacterized. The record is from RefSeq and is a predicted model, not a curated record. Gene Ontology annotation, cellular component: membrane. Lineage: Eukaryota; Fungi; Ascomycota; Leotiomycetes; Helotiales; Sclerotiniaceae. The transcript has 3 exons. Gene Ontology annotation, molecular function: signaling receptor activity. The coding region runs from base 1 to 576 and encodes 191 amino acids.